AUGUCGACUGGUCAACAAACCCGCCUCGGCGGCCCCUCAGUCGCGAGGACGCACCCGAUCGGGUCCCCGAAAGAUCGUCCCCCGCGGGAGGAGCCCCGAGGGGGAGGUCUCGCUGCGACUUCGGAGCAAUACUGGCGCCUGUUCAAUGACCCGGGCUUGUCGCCGCCCGACACCACUAUCGUCCCCCCAUCGAUUUCCCCCGAGGCCUUCCACGACCUUGCCCACCAGGUGAGGACACUGGCGGGCGUGGUGCAAGCCAUUGUUCCGCUCAUCCCCCAGCCGGCGCCCCCGCAAACGAACCUGCAUCAACGGGAGCCCGCCCCUCGGGAGCCUGCACCUCCCCCCGGGCCUCCGUCGCCCCGAAACCAAGCGACCCGCCUCGGCGACCGGGACACCGCGGGCACGUCGAGCCGCCCCGAGCCCGAGUGGCCACCCGCAAACUCAACCCACACCUUGCAGGCGCAGCUGCAUCUUUUUAAUCAACGUUUGAACGAGGUACAACAAGAAGUUCGCAGGUCGAAAGGAGAACCCGGGACGGACGGAUACCAAGGAUCCCCGUUCGCGCCCGAAAUACAAGAUCAGGCCAUCCCGCCGCACUUUCGGCUUCCAUCCCUAGACACCUACAACGGCGACGCCGAUCCCGCGGAGCACGUAGCCGCGUUUCGCGCCCAAAUGGCGUUGUACGGAACUUCUGACGCCCUGAUGUGCAGGGCGUUCCCGACGACUUUGAGGGGACCGGCCCGCGCAUGGUACGGUAGCCUCAAGGCAGGAACCAUUUUUUCCUUCGACCAGCUCGCCCGGGACUUUGAGCUCAACUUCCUUGCCUACGCCCGUCCGAAGCCGUCCGCGGCGCUACUCCUCGGACUCAACCAAGGGGAAGAUGAGUCCCUUUCCCACUUCUUGGACCGUUUCACGACGCAGAUCCGAGGGCUCUCGGACGCUCAUCCUUCCCUAUUGAUGCAGGCAUUCAUGAUAGGCUUACGGCCCUCCAGGUUCUUCUGGUCCCUGGUAGAGAGACCCCCCACAACUGUGCCAGAGAUGCUUCAACGGGCGAGCCAAUUCGUCGCGGCAGAGACGUGGAUGGCCGGGAGACCCAGGGAACACAGGGGGACCAAAUCAGAGCCGCCUCGACAGCAACAGCCACCAACAUUCCGGCGCAGGUCGGACAGAUCUGACCCAACGGCUCCGAGGCCCCCCCUACCAGCCUUGAAUGCAUCUCAAACAGACAUAUUCCUUCAUAUAAGGGGAAAAGGUUUGCUCAAAGAACCCUACCCGAUGAGCGACCCCCGGGCGCUGGAAGAUCAAUCCAAAUACUGCCGCUUCCACCGGCAACGCGGGCACGACACUGAACAAUGCCGGGAGUUGAAAAGACAGAUCGAGGAACUCAUACGCAGGGGGCACCUCGGUCAGUAUCUCCACCCGGACAAAGAAUCCUCUCCCCGCCCGGAAGGACCCGUCGAGCGACGUAUCGACGUGAUAUCAGGCGGCCCCGCAUCCGGUGGAGACUCCAUGGCCCGCAAGAAGGCGUAUGCCCGAGCCACCUCAGCUGAGCCUCCCAGACACGCGCCCGGACCCAGUGUCACCUUCCCGGCCAGGGCGUAUGAACAGGCCGAACACGAUGAUGCACUCGUGAUAUCGGCUAGGAUCGCCAACGCGCGGGUACAAAGGAUCAUGGUCGACACCGGAAGCUCGGCCGAUAUACUAUACUACGACGCCUACGUGAAGCUCGGCCUACCCAGAGAUGGCAUGAAGCCGGUGUCCUCGGCGCUCACCGGCUUCACCGGUGACUCAGUCUCGCCGCUGGGGGCGGUUACUUUGCCCCUGACCCUGGGAGUCCCGCCAAAGUCAAAGACAACAAUGACCACCUUCCUGGUCAUCGACCUCCCCGCCGCUUACAACGCCAUCCUCGGUCGGCCGACACUCAACAAAAUUAGAGCUGUCGUCUCGACCUACUAUCAGACUGUGAAGUUCCCGACCUCGGCAGGAACUGGCGAAACUGCGGGAAGCCCUCGAGAAUCCCGGCGCUGUUACUUGACCGCCGUCUCGCUACCUAAGAGGCCCAGAGUCGAACCACCAUUGGCGGACCCCCGAGAGAGGCAGAGGUCGACCCCCCAUGUCGAGCCGCAGGGAACCACGGUCACUGUGUCGCUGCAAGGACGCCCGGAACGGGCGGUUAGGGUCGGGUCAGAGCUGCCCAAACACGAACGAGAACGACUCGUCGGCCUCCUGCAAGAAAAUACUGAUGUCUUCGCUUGGUCACCCUCUGACAUGACAGGCCUCGACCCAGAGGUCGCCCUACAUCGCCUCAGCAUCUCCUCCGACGCACGUCCGGUACAACAAAAGCUGAGGCGGCAAGCCCCUGAACGACAGACGGCCAUACGGGAAGAAGUAACUCGCCUCUUGAAGGCAGGCUUCAUAAAAGAAGCCGGAUACCCGCAAUGGCUAUCCAAUGUAGUUCUUGUCAAGAAGGCAAAUGGAAGCUGGAGGAUGUGCGUUGACUACACAAGCCUUAAUAAGGCAUGCCCAAAGGACUGCUAUCCUCUACCAAGGGUCGACCAGCUGGUUGACGCCACGGCAGGCUACGCCCGCCUGUCAUUUAUGGACGCCUUCUCGGGCUAUAAUCAGAUCGGGAUGGCACCUGAAGAUCAAGAACACACGGCCUUCAUUACCGACCAGGGGGUCUACUUCUAUAAGGUCAUGCCCUUUGGACUGAAAAAUGCCGGCGCGACAUACCAAAGGGCAGCGAACAAGAUAUUCGCCCGCCAGAUCGGUCGAAACAUGGAGGUGUACGUCGACGACAUGAUCGUAAAAAGCCAAGAAGCCGGGACUCAUUUGGCUGAUUUAGCCGAAGCCUUCGCUACACUCCGCCAGGUUGGCAUGCGGCUCAACCCCGCGAAAUGCGCCUUCGGCGUCACGUCAGGAAAAUUCCUCGGAUUCAUCGUGCAUGAAAGAGGGAUCGAUGCCGACCCAGAGAAGCUCCGGGCAAUCAUCAACAUACAAUCGCCCCGGACUACUAAGGACCUGCAGCGCCUCAACGGGAAACUCGUCGCCAUGUCCCGAUUCCUCGCCCGCUCGGGGGAUCGCUGUUUCCCCUUCUUCAAGGCACUGCAGAACCCGAAAGGCUUCCAAUGGACGACGGAAUGUGAGGAAGCCCUCCAGCAAGUGAAAAAACACCUGGCCAACCUCCCUCGGCUCACCUCAGUCUCUCCUGGCGAGAAACUGAGCAUCUACCUGGCUGCCUCCCUGCACGCAGUGAGCUCCGUCCUGGUCAAAGAAAGCUCAAGUGGCCAACUCCCGGUCUACUACAUGAGCCACGUCCUCAACGGCCCGGAGGAGCGAUACCCCCCGAUCGAGAAGCUGGCGCUCGCCCUUGUGCUAUCCGCCCGGAAAUUACGCCCCUAUUUCCAAGCCCACCCCGUGGAGGUAGUUACGGACCAACCACUUCGGCUGGUCCUGUCACGCCCCUAA
This is a messenger RNA of Musa acuminata AAA Group (dessert banana), 3468 nucleotides long. RefSeq lists its product as uncharacterized. Lineage: Eukaryota; Viridiplantae; Streptophyta; Magnoliopsida; Zingiberales; Musaceae. The transcript has a single exon. Bases 1 to 3468 code for a protein of 1155 amino acids. The record is from RefSeq and is a predicted model, not a curated record.